Messenger RNA from Lontra canadensis (Northern American river otter), 2074 nucleotides. RefSeq names its product polypeptide N-acetylgalactosaminyltransferase 2 (gene GALNT2). The transcript is spliced from 16 exons. NCBI's taxonomy places the organism in Eukaryota, Metazoa, Chordata, Mammalia, Carnivora, Mustelidae. The record is from RefSeq and is a predicted model, not a curated record. The coding region runs from base 90 to 1805 and encodes 571 amino acids. Gene Ontology annotation, cellular component: Golgi apparatus.
GCUCCUCCCCCGGCCCGCUCCCCGCCCGCGCCGGCCCCAGGCAGCACUCGCGAGCAGCGGCGGCCGCGGCCGGCGGCCGAGAGGGGAGAAUGCGGCGGCGCUCGCGGAUGCUGCUCUGCUUCGCCUUCCUGUGGGUGCUGGGCAUCGCCUACUACAUGUACUCGGGGGGCGGCUCCGCGCUGGCCGCGGGCGCGGGCGGCGGCGCCGGCAGGAAGGAGGACUGGAAUGAAAUUGACCCAAUUAAAAAGAAAGACCUUCAUCACAGCAACGGGGAUGAGAAAGCACAGAGCAUGGAGACCCUCCCUCCAGGAAAAGUGCGGUGGCGGGACUUCAACCAAGAAGCUUACGUUGGAGGGACGAUGGUCCGCUCUGGGCAGGACCCGUACGCCCGCAACAAAUUCAACCAGGUGGAAAGUGAUAAGCUGCGGAUGGACAGAGCCAUACCUGACACCAGACACGACCAGUGUCAGCGGAAGCAGUGGCGGGUGGACCUGCCGGCCACCAGCGUGGUGAUCACCUUCCACAACGAAGCCAGGUCGGCCUUGCUGAGGACCGUGGUCAGUGUGCUUAAGAAAAGCCCACCCCACCUCAUAAAAGAGAUCAUCUUGGUGGAUGACUACAGCAAUGACCCUGAAGACGGGGCCCUCUUGGGGAAAAUUGAGAAGGUACGGGUUCUCAGAAAUGAUCGGCGAGAAGGCCUGAUGCGCUCGCGGGUCCGGGGGGCUGACGCGGCCCAGGCCAAGGUGCUGACGUUCCUGGACAGCCACUGCGAGUGCAACGAGCACUGGCUGGAGCCCCUCCUGGAGAGGGUGGCCGAGGACAGGACGCGGGUAGUGUCCCCUAUCAUCGAUGUCAUUAAUAUGGACAACUUUCAGUACGUGGGGGCGUCUGCUGACUUGAAAGGCGGUUUUGACUGGAACUUGGUCUUCAAAUGGGAUUACAUGACCCCAGAGCAGAGGAGAUCCCGGCAGGGGAACCCUGUUGCCCCCAUAAAAACCCCUAUGAUUGCCGGCGGGCUCUUCGUGAUGGACAAGCUCUACUUCGAGGAGCUCGGGAAGUACGAUAUGAUGAUGGAUGUGUGGGGCGGAGAGAACCUGGAGAUCUCGUUCCGUGUGUGGCAGUGCGGUGGCAGCCUGGAGAUCGUCCCCUGCAGUCGCGUGGGACACGUGUUCCGAAAGCAGCACCCCUACACUUUCCCGGGUGGCAGCGGCACGGUCUUCGCCCGUAACACCCGCCGGGCAGCAGAGGUCUGGAUGGACGAAUACAAAAAUUUCUAUUACGCAGCAGUGCCUUCCGCCAGAAACGUUCCUUAUGGAAAUAUUCAGAGCCGACUGGAGCUCAGAAAGAAACUUAGCUGCAAGCCUUUCAAGUGGUACCUGGAAAACGUCUACCCAGAGCUAAGGGUCCCUGACCACCAGGAUAUAGCUUUUGGGGCCUUGCAGCAGGGAACCAACUGCCUGGACACUUUGGGACAUUUUGCUGAUGGUGUCGUUGGAGUCUAUGAGUGUCACAAUGCAGGGGGGAACCAGGAAUGGGCCUUGACAAAGGAGAAGUCGGUGAAACACAUGGACUUGUGCCUGACGGUGGUGGACCGGGUGCCGGGUUCUGUCGUCAAGCUGCAGGGCUGUCGAGAGAACGACACCAGACAGAAAUGGGAGCAGAUCGAGGGCAACUCCAAGCUGCGGCACGUGGGCAGCAACCUGUGCCUGGACAGCCGCGCGGCCAAGAGCGGGGGCCUGAGCGUGGAGGUGUGCGGCCCCGCCUUGUCUCAGCAGUGGAAGUUCACACUCAACCUGCAGCAGUAGGAGAGCCCGCCGGGCGGCCCCCACCGGGCCCCCACACCGGCCGGCUGAGUUUGGAGAGCCCGUUUUCGAUUAUGUUUCUUGAACUUUCUGCGAAACUAUAUACCUCAGUAUUCCAUCAUGGUCGGAAUGUCGGAGAACGUGUGCGAGGCACGGGGCCUGGGUGGACGCCGAAGAGGCUGGGAAAGAGACCCGCUCUCCUUGUCCCACGGGAGGCGGCUGGGCCCCCUUUCCGAGGCCACCCGCUCCCCCCGCCCACAACCACCCCCCAG